AUGAGCGCUGGCCUCGUUAUCUGGUUGGUAAUCGGACUCGCCUUGUGGUAUGUUCGUAUCGGAGGCCGCGUAUCCACGGGUUGGAAUGUCCUCGCUGCCCUCUUCGGGCUGGACACUGCGCUGGGGGCCGUCGUUCCAAUGUUCAGCUGGCUCGUCGAGUGUGGUUUCAGUCUCGAUGGUGAGCAGGGCAGUCAAUCCGAAAUUCUGACAGCAGAACUCGCUUUCGUCAUCUACGCGGCUAUCACCGUCGUUGUGGGCUUUUGA
Vanrija pseudolonga is the source of this 264-nucleotide messenger RNA. RefSeq lists its product as uncharacterized. The record is from RefSeq and is a predicted model, not a curated record. The transcript is spliced from 3 exons. NCBI's taxonomy places the organism in Eukaryota, Fungi, Basidiomycota, Tremellomycetes, Trichosporonales, Trichosporonaceae. The coding region runs from base 1 to 264 and encodes 87 amino acids.